Molecule: messenger RNA, 581 nt
Organism: Hibiscus syriacus
Lineage: Eukaryota; Viridiplantae; Streptophyta; Magnoliopsida; Malvales; Malvaceae
Exons: 3
Source: RefSeq, a predicted model, not a curated record
UAUGGUUCACAAAACUCGAGAGAUUCGGAAUAUACAAGAGAAUUUCAAAACCUUCAAAAACCGGAACGAUAUCUCCACGGUGUUCAUACGAGCAGACAGAGAAGUGGAACGCAAUGCUCGGCUGUGGAAGCAGGGCCUAUUCACAACCUGCUCGGCGCUGAAGUUCGUGGUAAAGUCGACGGUGCAUUCGACUCGGGUCUCCUGGUGACAGCAACAGCUAAUGGGAAGAUAUUUAGAGGAGUCCUAUUUGCACCUGGGACGUCGGAUUUCGUCCCGAGAGGGCCAAUGCUCGCUCAAAGUCUGUCGAAAACACACCAGGCCGGUGCCACUCAGCCUUUUCUAAACUCGACCAAUUUCGAACCGUUGAAGCCCUCUCGUCCACGACGAUGUGCAUUAUGCCGGAAUCCGGUCGCGGUUCUCGGCAUUCGGCGACUAAUGGUACUGCAAAAGAUCCAAAGCUAAGAAGUGAUGCAGGAGAUGUGGUUCUAACGCUAGGAGGACCUGGAACUGGCCCUGUUUGACAUGUUAUAGGAAAUAAAUAAAUAAAUGUCCAAACCCUACUUGUUGGUAUUCAAAUUGUA